Conger conger (European conger) is the source of this 1527-nucleotide messenger RNA. It is a transcript of the gene pax7a, whose product is annotated as paired box 7a. Bases 1 to 1527 code for a protein of 508 amino acids. The record is from RefSeq and is a predicted model, not a curated record. The transcript has 10 exons. Lineage: Eukaryota; Metazoa; Chordata; Actinopteri; Anguilliformes; Congridae. Gene Ontology annotation, molecular function: DNA-binding transcription factor activity, RNA polymerase II-specific; RNA polymerase II cis-regulatory region sequence-specific DNA binding. Gene Ontology annotation, biological process: anatomical structure development; regulation of transcription by RNA polymerase II.
AUGUCUACUUUACCAGGAACGAUACCGCGAAUGAUGCGACCAGCGCCAGGCCAUAACUAUCCGCGGACGGGAUUUGCCUUGGAAGUUUCAACUCCGCUUGGCCAAGGACGUGUGAAUCAGCUGGGCGGAGUGUUCAUCAAUGGACGACCACUGCCAAAUCAUAUUCGACACAAGAUCGUGGAAAUGGCGCAUCACGGCAUCCGACCCUGCGUCAUCUCGCGACAGCUUCGAGUUUCUCACGGCUGCGUGUCCAAAAUCCUCUGUCGGUAUCAGGAGACCGGGUCUAUACGUCCCGGGGCAAUAGGGGGAAGCAAGCCCAGGCAAGUAGCAACGCCUGACGUGGAGAAGAGAAUUGAAGAAUACAAGAGAGAGAACCCAGGAAUGUUCAGCUGGGAGAUUAGGGACAAACUGUUAAAAGACGGGAUGUGUGACCGGGGCACGGUUCCUUCAGGUGAGGCGUCGUCCGUCAGUUCGAUUAGCCGCGUGCUGAGGGCCCGUUUCGGCAGGAGAGAUGAAGAAGACGACUGUGACAAAAAGGAUGAGGACGGAGAAAAGAAAUCAAAACAUAGCAUUGAUGGAAUUCUGGGUGAUAAAGGUAGCCGCACGGACGAGGGCUCGGAGGUGGAGUCGGAGCCGGACCUGCCCCUGAAGAGGAAGCAGAGACGGAGUCGCACCACCUUCACCGCCGAGCAGCUGGAGGAGCUGGAGAAGGCCUUCGAGCGCACGCACUACCCCGACAUCUACACCCGCGAGGAGCUCGCCCAGAGGACCAAGCUGACUGAGGCUCGCGUGCAGGUGUGGUUCAGCAACAGGCGGGCCAGAUGGCGAAAGCAGGCAGGAGCCAAUCAGCUGGCGGCAUUUAAUCACCUGCUCCCUGGAGCAUUUCCUCCAUCUGGGAUGGCGACCCUGUCUGCAUAUCAGCUCCAAGAGUCGACCUACCCCCCCACCACACUGCCGCAGGACGUCAGCAGCACCCUGCACAGACCCCAGCCCCUACCCCCUUCAUCCAUGCACCAGGGAGGGCUCAACGCCGACACCAGCUCUGCCUACUGCCUCCCAUCCAAUCGGCACGGCUUCUCCAGCUACUCGGACAGCUUCAUGAGCCAAUCAGCUUCUGGCAAUCACAUGAACCCAGUAAGCAAUGGGCUAUCCCCACAGGUGAUGAGCAUACUCAGUAACCCUGGCACGGUCCCAGCGCAGGCCCAGCACGACUUCUCCAUCUCCCCGCUGCACAGCAGCCUGGACUCCUCCAGCCCCAUCUCCGGCAGCUGCAGCCAGCGCUCCGACCCCAUCAAGAGCGCAGAAAGCCUGGCCCCCUCACAGCCUUACUGCCCGCCCAGCUACAGCGCCGGCUACAGCAUGGACCCCGUCACUGCAGGCUACCAGUACAGCCAGUACAGCCAGACCUCAGCAGCGGUGGACUACCUGGCCAAGAACGUGAGUCUGUCCACACAGAGGCGGAUGAAGCUGGGAGACCACUCAGCCGUGCUGGGACUGCUGCAGGUGGAGACAGGACAGGCGUACUGA